AGUGUAGGGAGUCGAAAACGUCGCAAAGGCGCGAUAGAUCCCAGAUUUUUUUUUGUAGUGAUGGCAACAAAAUCAGACUUUGCACAAAAGCUGCUCCAUGACCUCCGGGGCCGGAAGGAACAUAUGGCUACAGGCAAAACACACUCAGGAAACCAACCAGAUGCAAAUGCAGAGACUGGGCGAUUUUCGCGAGGAUCAUCACAGCAGAUAAAAGCCAUUGAAUCUGAUGGUUCAGAGAUAGGGAACUCACAGAGGUCAAGCAUCAGCAACAGAUCAUUUCAUAUGCAAGAAUCUUCUGGGGAAGUUGCUAAAAUGAACUGUUCAGGCAAUAACCCAAUGCUCAGUUUUCUCCAGAGACUAACCAGUUUCCAGAAGCAUUAUCAUCCUUCAAAUGAUCAUCAAGUUGGGAAGGAGCUCCUGAAAGGGGCCAUGGAUUUGGAAGAGUCCCUCAGAGUGCUUGUAAACCUGCAAGAAGCAUCAGAGUGCAUGAUGAGUCCAGAAAGGAAGAAUCAGAUGAUGUUACUCGAAGACGAUGAGGAAGAUACUGCUGCAAAAGUAGCCAACCAUAAGCACUCCCGCGACCUUCCCAGAUUUUCAUUUGAUGUGGAAACUGAAAUGAAACAGCAAGAAACUGAUAACCGAAAUGAAAAGCAGCCUUCUCAGACCUCAGAUUUGGUUUCUCAUAGAAGAUCAUCCAGUUGCACAGACUUCACAGCUCAAUCUACAAAAUUGGAGCUCAAGAAUCAGACGAAAGGGAGGCUUUCGAGUGUCAUUGCAAAACUCAUGGGAUUGGAUGAACUUCCCCAAAGUGCAGAUACAAAGGCCUUGAGGAGACACUCAACAUCCAAGAGGAAAGAAGGUCCAGUGUUAAAGAAAAUUGCAAAUGCUGAUUCGGUGAACGAGAAGAACAUGCAAUCCAAGAAUGCAAAACCAACUCAAGAGACAGUUCAGAUAGAAAAUGAAACAUCUGACAGGCUUCUCCUUAACAAUCAACAGAAGCCCAAGGAUAUAAUUGAAGUGGCCGGGGACAACAAUCAGGCAAACCGAAAAGAGCAGCACCUUUCAAAGCAAAAACCUCAGGUCAAUAAACACAAGGGAAGGCAAGCAGAAGCAACAAUUCCACAAACAGUUAGAAAUAAAUCACCUAGUUUGCUAGAGAAGCGGUUUCCGGUUAACCAAACUUCACAUGGUAAGACAAAUGGUACAAAGUCCACCACUGGAAUGCCUCAGAAAUCUCUGCCAAACAGUGAAGCUCCUGCGAAAGAUGGGCCUGCAGUUACUAUGGGAAGUUCUGGGAACAGGAAUAUGAAUCAAAUUGGAUUACCUAAAAAAUUAUCAUCAAGAACAAGGGAGGGCAUUGGCACAUACACACUUGCCCGAAAAAAGCCUAUCAAGGUGCCAUCUACAGAGAAGAAGGAAAACUACUUUCAAAUCCACAGAAAACGGGAGUUUCGUAAAAUAGAUGGAUCGAGUAGAAAAGGAACUCCCCCGCAUAUGGAAAGAUCACCAGGAAAGCAAACUGCAAUAUUCAAAGCGACAGACCAGCUGAGACGCGAUAUGGCCAAACACACUGGCAUAGAAGGCAAAUUGAGUCAAGACAAGCCAAAAGAAGCAAAACAAAACACCACCAUGAUCCAUAAAUCAGAAGUAAGUAGCAAACCACUGAGCUCAGCACAAGAAUUGCCGGCUGAAACAAAAGAUUCCAUCUACAUUGCUGGGGAAAAUGAUUGCCAAAACCUGGAAUAUCAGAAAAUUUUACCAAAUCAUUCUAGUACUGGAGACUAUUAUACCAACAACAAGAACUGUCAAGUUUUCCAAGAUGAACAAGGCAGAUUUGUUCCCACCAAGCUUCCAGAAAAUAAAAAUGGACUGACUGAACCCGAAAAGCAUCUCAAGGAGUUGUUGGUUACAAGCCAACAAUUUCUUAACACCAUAGAGGCAUUUUUCAAGCUCAACAUUCCAACCAGCACCUUUCAGACCAAUGAUCCCAACAGUAAAAGUUCAGAAUUUAAGCUUAAACUACACUGCAGCUAUGAAGUAGUGAAACGAAAGGCGAGAAGACGAAGACUCUUGAACCAUCCUUAUGCAAAGACAUCCAUGGGAUGCAUAAAGGUGAGAUCUUUAGAUGAUCUGGUCAAGCAAUUGUGCAAAGGGUUCGACGUGCUGAACUCUUACUGGUCAAAAGGGAAAGAAAACUGUCACACUGCAGCAGACUACCUGCAUACCAUGGUUGAGAAAGACAUCCAAAAUAUAAAUCCAGAUUUGAACAGCAUGUGGGACUUUGGUUGGGAUACUAUGAUGUCUACAUCCCAAGAAAAGGAUGAAAUCAUAAAGGAUGUUGAGAGGCAUCUGCUCAAUGGGCUCCUAGACGAGAUCACACUCGACUUAUUACAGAUUACUGUAUCUGCUUGAUUGUUCUACAAAAGAACCAUGAGAAACCGGCAUAAUAGUGAGCAAGUUAUGUCUUAGAAAUCAAAUUCCAGAAUGAAUGUGUAAGAUUGUACUAUUAUUAUACUUCUCGUUUCUUUAUGCAGUUCUGUUUUUCU
Messenger RNA from Ipomoea triloba (trilobed morning glory), 2546 nucleotides. RefSeq lists its product as uncharacterized. The transcript is spliced from 5 exons. Bases 61 to 2412 code for a protein of 783 amino acids. Lineage: Eukaryota; Viridiplantae; Streptophyta; Magnoliopsida; Solanales; Convolvulaceae. The record is from RefSeq and is a predicted model, not a curated record.